CUCCUGUGAGUCAAGAUAUAUAUGAAUCUAUUAAAGGAUGGUGGUCUGCACCACUUUUACCUAAAAAUAAAAAACAAGCCCCAAAGGCCAAAUUUACUGGGAGAAAUAAAAUAAAAGAAAACUCUCAUGGGAUUUCUUAUGUAACUGGAAAAUUUAAAAGUAUUUCCAUAAAAGCAAGUUUAUUAUUAAUUUCUCUAGAAGAACCAAAAUUUGAUAAAUCUGAUAUUGGUGUUAAAUAUAUACUAAAGGAGG
This is a messenger RNA of Racocetra fulgida, 252 nucleotides long. The record is from the annotation of a GenBank genome assembly. NCBI's taxonomy places the organism in Eukaryota, Fungi, Glomeromycota, Glomeromycetes, Diversisporales, Gigasporaceae.